This is a messenger RNA of Aspergillus melleus, 354 nucleotides long. RefSeq lists its product as uncharacterized. Lineage: Eukaryota; Fungi; Ascomycota; Eurotiomycetes; Eurotiales; Aspergillaceae. The record is from RefSeq and is a predicted model, not a curated record. The coding region runs from base 1 to 354 and encodes 117 amino acids. The transcript has a single exon.
AUGCGUCGCAAACUGCAGAGCCAACCAACCCUGGAAGAAUCUUCCGCGAAGCUGCAGAAAAUGCCUCCUUUCCCGUCGAGUUCAGCCCGCCGCACACCUAAAACCACGGAACAAUCAACAAACACUUUCGAAUGGAAGCCGACGCACGUUUACGUAUGGUACUUUGGUCGACUCCUCUUUCUGCCCGAGAGCCAAAGCACGGUCAAGCAAGGCCUAGACGUUGAAAAGGCAGGGUUUGCAGCAAACACACGGAUCAGAGAGUUACACGGUCAGCCCGCCAGCCAGUCCAACAGCCCGCCUGCACUGUACCGCACGGUAACCUACACCGUGUACAUCAGCCUCGGCGGAUAUUGA